GGAGGAGAAAUUGUCCAAGGCGCGCACGAGAGGCAGGAGCUGAUUGACCUUGCUUUUUUGUGCGCUAUACCAGACACCAGUUCGACAUUGAUAUACCACUCACUAAACUUUUAUUUUUCCACCAUCCAUUAAAUUUUAAUACACCUAACUUUUUCGUGGUGUUUUUUUUUUUUCCGUUCGAGAGCACCUGCCCCGAGGAUACAGCGGUGCAUCCGUCUCCUCAUUGCGGGGAUCGGGAGUUGGACUAUCCAGCUGUGCAGGAGAGCUCCCCUGCGAAACGCGUCAUGGGAUACAGGAGAGCCACUGCAGCUUUCUGCAUGUACACCUGAGGGCUUUUUUUGUGGAUUUAAAGCACAUUUUUCUUUAAAAACAAAAAAGAAAGAAAGAGAAAGACUUUAGAAUAAGAUUUACUCGCUUCAAAGGAGAAACUUGUUGUCAGUCAACCGGAAUUAUAAGCCUCUUGCAGGGACUCCUUAUUUCUAACACACGGUUUGGAUCUCGGUGAAGAGUUGGCAGCAUGGUCUCAUCCGACUGCUUCAAAUGGGUCGUUGUCAUCUUGUGUUGUUCAUCACUCACAAAUGGUCAUUUGGACGGAGAUCUCUCACCUAAGAUUGAGCCACCUGACAAUCCCCUCAUUCUUCACAAGGAUGGUUUGUUAAACCUCAUAUGCAGUGGUCACGGCCUGCUGCACUGGACACUUGCUGAUUCCCGUCGAUCGAUCUUAUCAGAGGGAGUGAAGGUGGAGAAGUGUCAUUCCAGACGUCACUUUCACACUCACGUACACUGCAGCAAACUGGCAAUCACACACUUGAGUGCCAAUGACACAGGAAGGUACACCUGUAAAUCCUCCAAAGAUGGUUCAGAGCACAUGACCUCGACCUAUGUCUAUGUCAAAGAUCCCGAGCAACCAUUUUUGGAGCCUCAUUAUCUGACACCUCACAUCCUGGGUAUCUACAGGCAUGAAACCAGCCUUGUGGUCCCCUGCCGGACAACCUCUCCUGAUACUAUUGUAACACUGACAGGGCUCCCACCUUUAUCAGACAAGAUUGUUAACGAAAUGGUAUGGGAUUCAAAGGUGGGAUUCAGGAUUCCCUACGGUCCCUACACUUCGUAUUCAAUGCUCACCUGUAACACCAUGGUCAAAGGUUCUGAGCACAAGUCAAUGUACAUCCCUAUGAGACCGACCUUUGUUCUUAAUAAUGUGAAGAUCACCCCAGAUCGUGUCAGAUUGUUGGUUGGAGACACCCUCAUUCUCAACUGUACUGGUGAGACCACCUAUAAUGGAAGAAUCAACUUUACAUGGGAUUUUCCAAGGAAGAAUGAAAAUCGACAUUAUACAAACAAAACCAAAAACAACCCUGCCAUGGUUUUUCUGAUGAGCAAGGCUUUAGUCUUGCCAAACAUUACCAUGGAGGAUAAGGGGGUGUACCGCUGCAAAGCUGAGACUGAACCCACUAAACACAAGAAUGCGUCUGCAAAAGUCCUCGUCUUUGAGCAUCCAUUCCUCAAUGUCUCCUAUAAGCAUGAGAGGCCUAGUACAGUGACUGUCAAAGAAGGUAGAAAGAAAUUUGUGUUUGACCCCAAGGUCAACGCUCUGCCACCAGUAGACAUGGUAGCAUGGUAUAAGGAUGGCGUCUCUAUCAAGAAGAAUUCCACCUGUUACAAGAUGUCUGGUUUCAGCUUGAUCAUCAGUGAUGUGCAAGAUCAGCAUGCUGGGGUCUACACCAUAAGCGUGGGCAACCAAGUAAAGGGCUUGUACAGGAAUCUGAGCUACACUCUGGUAGUCAACGUGAAGCCAACUAUUUCAGAGGCAGAGCUCCCCUCUGUGGACGGGCAGCACUACAUGUUUGACAAGCAACAUCAGCUAACCUGCACUGCUUAUGGGUUGCCCUUGCCAACCAUCACUUGGCUCUGGCAGCCAUGUCACUCAGGCUCCACACUCAAAAAUUGCACUGCUUACACCAAGCCAAUCCAGGUCUACGUCGAUGACAAGGGAAAUUACUCCCACAACUCGAUUAAGAGCAUAAACGUCAAGCCUGAACUGGUUAAAGGAAAAAACAAGACUGUGAGUACCCUGGUGAUUGAAAAGGCUAGCGUAUCAGGAAAUUACACCUGCGUGGCCCAGAAUGAAGUUGGCAGCAGCACAAUGGCAGUCCCGUUCUACGUUGACGAUCAACCCGAGGAAUUUACCAUUGAACCCCGAACUGCCAUCGAGGGGUAUGACGUCAAUCUGACCUGUCGUGCAGCUCGCUUCCUCUACACAGACCUACAGUGGUUAGAUUCAUUGAAUCAAACAAUCACUUCCAACGUGUCCAGUCUCCACCUCGGCCCCUACUCCAUUUCUCUUUCUCUCCACCUGCAUAAUGUGUCCCAAAACAGCACGACAGGUUACAAGUGCCAAGCAUACAAGUUCCACAAGAGGAUUGAACUCAAAAAGGUUGCGCUUACUGUAGAUGCGAGAAAACGCCCCUGGCUGAGUCAAAACCUGACUAAUCAGGAUGUGAACAGUAGCAGCACACUUAUGCUGGCUUGUUUCGCUCUCGGAGUUCCUCGUCCCUCCAUCAUAUGGUACAAAAAUGGCGUUCCAGUGAAAGAAAGCACAGGUAUCUCACUGGGAGAGGACGGGGUUCUGACCGUCGAGAGGGUAAAGAAAGAUGAUGAGGGUCUGUACGAGUGUAUAGCCAGCAACGACGAAGGUAUUGCGAAAACAAGUGCUGUUGUUACUGUGGUUGGGGAUGAAGGGAAGCCAAACGUUGAGGUAAUCAUCUUGGUGUGCACAGGAGCUGCAGCCACGUUCCUCUGGCUCAUGCUUAUCCUCUUCAUCCGCAAGCUAAGGAAGCAACCAGCACACUAUAAGAUGGGUCCGUCUAUCAUCAUUGAUCCUGAUGAAUGUCCCCUUGAUGAGCAGAAUGAUCUUCUUCAGUAUGACAGCAGCAAAUGGGAGUUUCCCCGAGACCGCCUGCGACUAGGCAAAACUCUUGGCCACGGAGCUUUUGGAAAAGUGGUGGAGGCCGCUGCUUUUGGGAUCGACAAACUCUCAACCUGCAAGACUGUUGCUGUGAAAAUGCUGAAAGGAGGCGCUACGUCAAAUGAGCGGAAAGCUCUGAUGUCAGAGUUAAAGAUCUUGAUCCACAUUGGCAAUCACCUGAAUGUGGUCAACCUGCUUGGUGCCUGCACAAAACCUGGAGGCCCAUUGAUGAUGAUAGUGGAGUUCUGCAAAUAUGGCAACUUGUCCUACUAUUUGAGAAGCAAGAGAGACGACUUUAUCGUCUACAAGAGCCAGGAUGGUAAGGUGGUAUCGUCAGGAUCGGGCUGCGAGCUAAGCGAGCUGAUGAAGCGCCGCCUGGAGAGCGUGGCCAGCACCGGAAGCUCAGCCAGUUCUGGCUUCAUCGAAGAUAAGAGCUACUGCGACUCAGAGGAAGAGGAAGAAGAAUCUGAGGAUUUAUAUAAGAGAGUCCUGACAUUGGAAGAUUUAAUUUGCUACAGUUUCCAGGUUGCAAAAGGCAUGGAGUUCUUGGCUUCACGCAAGUGCAUCCAUCGUGAUUUGGCUGCACGGAACAUCCUGCUUUCUGAGAAUAAUGUUGUGAAGAUUUGUGAUUUUGGACUUGCCAGGGACAUCUACAAAGACCCGGAUUAUGUGCGCAAAGGAGACGCUAGACUGCCGCUGAAGUGGAUGGCACCUGAGGCCAUCUUUGACAAGAUCUACACGACUCAGAGUGACGUUUGGUCCUUUGGUGUUCUCAUGUGGGAGAUUUUCUCUCUGGGUGCCUCCCCAUACCCUGGCGUCCAAAUUGACGAAGAAUUUUGCUGCAGGCUGAAAGAGGGGACCAGGAUGAGAGCACCAGAAUACUCUUCCUCUGAAAUAUAUCAGACCAUGUUGGACUGCUGGCAGGGUGAGCCACUGGAGAGACCAACCUUCACUGAGCUGGUGGAAAGGCUGGGAGACUUGCUUCAGGCCAGUGUGCAGCAGGAGGGGAAGCACUACAUACCCAUCAACACAGCCCUGCUGGCUAAGGUUGGCGACCCGUCCGCAACAGUGCCGUCAGAGGAGACACCCACUCGACCUGUCUCCCACCGCGACUCAGGGAGCACCUGGAACAUCAAGAUCCGUCCUGCUAGUGUGAAAACUUUUGACGAGGUUACCAUGGAAAAUGGGACAAAUGAGAACCACAGGAGCGGUCAGUCAGACAGCGGGAUGGGCCUGUCGUCUGACAACAUGCAGACUCUGAAGCGCCUCGAAUCAUUGGCAGGCCGACCUCUGAGCAUCAUGGCUCUAGCGAUGAAGGCAGUGAGUAAGAGUAAAGAGUCUGUGCUGAGUGACACAGAGAAGGAGAAGUUCCCACCCACGGUCCCCUCUCUGGACUUCAGUCUGGACGACUCGGCCCUGGACGCCGGUCUGGAGUGUCACAGCCCACCUCCCGACUACAACUACGUGGUGCGCUACUCCACCCCACCUGUGUAACCUCCUGCUCCGCCCCUGGAGAAUCUGACUGACAGCCUCGAGGCCUUGGCUUCGUUCUCCUCUGUUUUGGCUCUUAUCUCUGGAUGUUUUUGUAGCAAAGUUUAAGAGGAAAACACGUGAGAGUCCUCUUAAAGUGUUUAGAAAGGACGCUCUGAAAUGAAUCAUGAAUCCACUCGACUGUAGUUAUCUUCCAACUUCCAGGGCGUCUGCUGUGCAACAAAAAGGAAACCUGCCGACUGUUGAUUCCUUUCCAGUUUUCAGACGUAGGCUGACGUUAAUGCUGCUGGUUCGUUCCACAUUCACUGUGAUAUAUCAAACAGCUGAAAACAGGCUCAGGUAUUUCUUUCAUCUACUGUGAAAACAAACCACAAUGAUUCCAACUUUACCACAGAUCAGAAUAAAUUACAACCUUUGAUGAUAAAGAAAAAGAAAACACAAAGGAUAGCUAAGUUUAUAUUGAGACUUUUUUAUAUAUUUUUGAAUUUAAUUCAACUGGAAAGAAAAAAGUAAAAAAGAAAUUAAUUUUGUAAUGUGGCUGCAUCCACUCAUAUGAAGGUCGGCUAAAGUUCAGGUUAGCUCAGAGCAAAAGCAGAUGAACAACAAUAUAACAGUGAUUAUUGAUUAUGAAAAGUCUCUUAUUUGAGGUGUCAGUGCUCCGGUAAUUCCAAUAAAUAUCAGCUCAAGUAACUCAGGUUGACCCAGAGUGACAGAGGAGAGGAGUGCUCUGUCAUGUAGUGGUGGAUGUUUUUUAAGCUCUCCAGGUUAUGGAAAAUCACAGGUUAAUGGAGGUUAAUGGAGGAAGCAGGGUAGACCAGACAGCUUCAGAUUACCAUGAAAGCUUUUGAGUGAAAAGUUACUGUACAUGUAGAUUCCUCCUCCUACCCCAGUCUGGUAUUGAAGUAACUCUGUGUUAUUAUUGUUUGUUCAAAGUCAAAAGGAGAAAAAAGGUAGAAACAUGAGAUUAGAACAAGACGUCAUCAAAAAGCACUAGUAAAAUGAGUUGUGUAUUUAUUUAGAUUGUAAACACUGUUACUUAGUUAUCCACUUCUGUCUAUAUUCAUAUUUAAAAGGUAACCAAAGGAUUUUCCAGCUCAGUCAUCCUCAUUUAAACAUGUAAUAUCCCAACAUUUCACUCAGAUGUAUAUGCUGUUCGUGCUGCUGUAUAGUAAAGCUGAGGGAAUGUGCUCCCGUAGAAAACACGUAUGUGGAUAUUCUCGGUCCUUCGCCUCGUGCUGGAAAGUGUCAGUAAAGCUUGCAGGGCAGGCUACAUAAAGUCUCUGUGUGUGUGUGUGUGUGUGUGUGUGUAUGUGUGUGUGUGAAGUUAGCACCGGUCUGCUCUGGUUCACUGUUGAAUUAUUUGUUAACGUGUUAAAAGAGAAAAACAGCAUUUUGAGCAUUUUAUUUGUCAUACCAGAUGUAUUGAAAAUAUUGUGGACCAAACUUUUGUUCACGCUUGUGUUAGCGUACACACACCCUGUAGAAAUGCAGCUAGCUUGUACUUGUUGACCACUAAAGAAAACAGUUGUUGUCAGUGAUGUGCUGCAGUAUGAAGUGAAUAUUUUGAACCCCUGAGUAUUUCCAAAUGAUGGUUUUUGUUUUGCUUUUGUGGAGAGGAAGUGAUUAUGCACUGAUACUUUAUAUCCAGUAUAAUUUUUUUUUAUCUAAAGGUAUAUUAUUAUGAAACAGUGUUGAGGGUCACAUGUUACAAAGAUUUCUGAUUUAUUUUGCAUUUUUAUUUAACUCAUUAACUCUAGUACAUAGUCGGAAAUUAACAUUUACAGUAUUUGUUUUAUUAUUUCUUGCCAGCCUAACAUCAUAACAGAGUAUGUUCGCUUGUUAUAAUUCUGUAUAAAAUAUUAUUUUAAUAACUGCUUUCACAGUACAGAACAUUCAAAGGUUUCAAUCUGAAUGCAAAGGGGAAUGUAUUUUAUUGCAUUUCUUUAUGUAACUAUCAAACCACCCUCACAGCUUUUUCUGUUAUGUAGUGUAACAAGUUAGUUUUGAUGAAAGUAAUGUUCCCCAACACUGUUAACUGAGCAUAUGAAGUAAAUAAAUGAAUAAAGAUCUAUAUAUUUAUACAUUA
Dicentrarchus labrax (European seabass) is the source of this 6545-nucleotide messenger RNA. RefSeq names its product kinase insert domain receptor like (gene kdrl). Lineage: Eukaryota; Metazoa; Chordata; Actinopteri; Moronidae. Gene Ontology annotation, biological process: cell surface receptor protein tyrosine kinase signaling pathway; positive regulation of kinase activity; multicellular organism development. Gene Ontology annotation, cellular component: signaling receptor complex. The coding region runs from base 518 to 4462 and encodes 1314 amino acids. The transcript has 30 exons. Gene Ontology annotation, molecular function: ATP binding; transmembrane receptor protein tyrosine kinase activity. The record is from RefSeq and is a predicted model, not a curated record.